This is a messenger RNA of Chironomus riparius, 852 nucleotides long. The record is from the annotation of a GenBank genome assembly. Lineage: Eukaryota; Metazoa; Arthropoda; Insecta; Diptera; Chironomidae.
UAACACAGCAUAAAGUCAUGGAUACAGAAGAUAAAUUAGUUUUCAUCGAUACAGAAGCCACAAAGGAGGUUGGGACAGUUGAAAAUAAAGAACUUAAUGACUUAAUAGCAUAUAUCAAAAGCUCAUUGUUUGAAAUAGAUCCUAAUGAAGCUGAAAAGGAAAAAAAAUUAAGUCUUCCAAAAGGCAUGAGUAUAAAGGAAGCGUUAGAUAAAUGCCCAAUUCAGGUAGAGUUUUUCAAGAAAAAAUCAAAAGAUGACAGCAAAAGGGAGGGGAAAUUCAAAGAUAAAUUAAUUAACUCACUGGAUGAUUACCUUGAAGAUCUAAGGCCGAAGAAUUACAAAUUUAUUACCGAUGGAAUCGAGACAAAGACAGACAUAUCAACAUUGGGAAUGUCUGAGAAUCAGCUGAAGAAAUUGAAUAGAAAGGAACGCGAGAAGACUAAAGGAGCAAAAUGGUUCAACAUGAAGGCACCAGAAAUGACAGAGGAACUAAAGAAUGAUCUAAGUAUUCUUCAAAUGAGAUCAGCACUUGAUCCAAAACAUUUUUACAAGAGAAGUGAAAUGAAAGCUUUGCCAAAGUACUUUGAGGUCGGACAAGUCAUUGACUCACCUGUUGAAUAUCACAAUUCUAAGGAUGUUCGAAAGCGAAAACGGACGUUGGUCGAUGAAUUGAUGGCAGAUGCUGAGUUCCAGAAGUUUAAUAAAAAGAAGUAUCAGGAAUAUGCAGCAGAGAAACAGAAGCAGCCACACUUUAAGAAGCCAAAAAAGGCAAAGCCUGUAAAAUAAAUGAUUAUUAAUAAUCUAAAUUUAUUAAUUUUUUUAAUAAUAAAAUGAAAUUUGAUUUAAACAAGAA